This is a messenger RNA of Ceratina calcarata, 1715 nucleotides long. RefSeq names its product Farnesyl pyrophosphate synthase. Gene Ontology annotation, molecular function: dimethylallyltranstransferase activity; (2E,6E)-farnesyl diphosphate synthase activity. Gene Ontology annotation, biological process: trans, trans-farnesyl diphosphate biosynthetic process. The record is from RefSeq and is a predicted model, not a curated record. Bases 159 to 1421 code for a protein of 420 amino acids. Gene Ontology annotation, cellular component: cytoplasm. Lineage: Eukaryota; Metazoa; Arthropoda; Insecta; Hymenoptera; Apidae. The transcript has 7 exons.
UUUAUCUCCUCGAGAUACAAGUUCGUUCAAUUUUUUAUGACUGUUUUUAUGUGUUCCACGUGACAUUCGUUCACCCGACGAAUGAGAUAUAAUUAUACGCAAGUGCUUAAUUAUUACUUGAUUAGCUUUUAAACUGAGGUUAAGAAAACUGGAAUAAAAUGUCUAUUACUGCGCCAAAACAUGUUAUCCUAUCAUUAUUUAAACGAAAUGUUUCGCAAAGUAUUGUUGAUCGUACGAAGAACAGUGUUUUACGACAGUUCCAUCAAGGAUCGCAAAUACAAUUUCGUAAGGAUUUAAAUAGAUCGCCUUCGGCAUAUCUUAGAUCAAAGAAUGUCGACGUGCGGACAAUGUAUUCCGUAUCGGAGGACACGUAUGUGUCGAACAAGGACGAAAGCCGUGAGCUAAUGGCCAUUUGGCCCGACGUUGUUCGCGACCUCACAAAUACUGGUCGUCACCUGGAUAUACCCGACGUGACCAAGUGGUUGGCAAAGGUAUUGCAAUACAACGUUCCUAUAGGAAAGAAGAUCCGAGGUCUGUCAGUGAUAUACGCGUACAAAUCUUUAUGCCCUCACGAUCUAACAGAUGAAAAUCUCCGUCUGGCCCGAAUCUUAGCCUGGUGCGCAGAAUUGAUGCAAGCGUACUUUUUGGUGUUAGAUGAUAUUCAAGAUGGAUCGGAGACGCGGCGAAAUCAACCGUGCUGGUACUUGACCAACGGCAUAGGCCUAGCAGCCACUAACGACGCGAUUAUGUUGGAAAUGUGUAUAUAUCAACUCCUCAGGAAACACUUUAGAACAAAUGAAUGCUACUUGGGUCUCAUCGAAUUAUUCCUAGAUAGUACGUUAAGGACGGCGAUGGGUCAGUGUUUAGAUAUGUUAUCAACGAACUUCGGAAAGGCUGUGAAUCUGGAUCUUUAUACUAUGGAUCGAUAUAAUUCUAUAGUGAAAUACAAGACGUGCCAUUAUACCUUCGUAUUGCCAGCGAUGGCCGCUAUGAACCUGGCUGGCAUAAAAGACCCGGAGAUGUAUAGGCAGGCGGAAACAAUUUUAUUGGAGAUGGGUCAUCUGUUUCAAGUGCGAGACGAUUAUUUAGAUUGUUAUGGUGAUCCGGAAGUCACUGGAAAAAUAGGUACAGACAUAGAAGCAGGUAAAUGCUCGUGGCUCGUCGUCGUCGCGUUGCAGCGUACCACGAGGGAGCAGAGGAAAAUUUUAGAGGAAUGCUAUGGGAUAGAUGACAAAGAAAAAGUGGCUCGCGUGAAACAACUCUACAACGAAUUAGGUUUACAAAAUACUUACGCCGUUUAUGAAGAGGAAACGUACAAUUUAUUAAAUACGCACAUACAACAAGUAUCUCGCGGGCUUCCGCACGACUUCUUCUUGAAGUUGCUCGACAGGGCAUGUCGCAAAGUCGGCCGCAAGGAUUAGGGAGAGACGAAUCAAACGUAACAAUGCGUUUUGUGUUUCCUUUCCUCUGUGGUGGAAGACAACCAAGGCCGAUACCAAUCGCAUUCUAAUUUUAUUCACGUAACAGCGUUAUGACGCAAAUGGAAUGGCAAUAAUUUGUUAUUAAUCAUAUAGUUUCGAUACUACGACGAAGCAGGGAGUUUAAUGCAUUUAUAGAUAUUUUAAACGUGCAAACUAACCACGGUAAGUGUACAAUCGAGAGAGACGUGCAGAAGAAAUAUUCCCAAUUAAAAAUGUCAGAUAUUUUAUAUUUUA